This is a messenger RNA of Gilbertella persicaria, 2659 nucleotides long. RefSeq lists its product as uncharacterized. Gene Ontology annotation, molecular function: protein binding. The transcript has 4 exons. NCBI's taxonomy places the organism in Eukaryota, Fungi, Mucoromycota, Mucoromycetes, Mucorales, Choanephoraceae. The coding region runs from base 159 to 2534 and encodes 791 amino acids. The record is from RefSeq and is a predicted model, not a curated record.
GAGAAAGCCUUUCCUGUAAUGCAUUUUUAAUGGUACAAAGUUUUUUUUUUGCUUAACUACAAAGUAUAAAAAGCAUCAAGUUUCUCUUUUUUUUUAUUUCUCUUUCUUUUUAAUGGACAGGAACUUACCUAAACGCUUGACUCAAAAAUUAUAAAAAAAUGAUCAAGCAGUUGUUAUAUCUGCUUUUUUGUUUCGUGCUCUAUGUAGACUGUAAAUUUCCGGUUGAAAUCACGGAUCCUCGCAUCAAAAUCAGUCCUGCUCUUCACGAUGCUUCCACAGUUGUUUAUAAUGACAAGAUAUACGUUUAUGGCGGAGGACAGCUCAAUGGGAGAAAAUAUUCCAACAAAAUGUACGUCUAUGAAUUUUUUGAGAACAACGGCAGCGUUUCUCUCUCACUUGAAAACAUGCAGAAUGAAGGUCCCAAUUGCAGUAGUUGUGGCGCAGUCUUGUUGCCUAACACAAGCAAGAUGCUCAUAUUGACCUAUGAUCAUUCCUUGAUUGAUACAUGGACUGACAAUCCAACAAAUAUCCCGCCAGUUCUACCUUAUAUAUAUGAUUUUGAGACUAAACAAUGGUCUGUUGAGACACCCCAUCCCACAUUUUAUCCUGGAAACCAAAGCACAGAUAUAUUCGGUGCUCGAUUUGGACACAACACCAUCAUGGCUCAAAAUGGUAUGAUUUACGUGAUUGGCGGUAGUGCAGUAUGGGGUGGAUCUAACUUGCAACAUCUAAAGUGUCUGACCUCGACAUGGUAUUACAACAGAACCGACUUUAGUUACAAUGCAUUACCUAUAGAGGCGCCCAUGUGUUACCAUUACUCUACUGCCUUUCCUACAGCAAUGUAUGCAUGUUCACUACAAUCAAAGUUUACUAAUUGUUUUUGUGUGUGUGUGUGUACUACUAGAUCAAGUAAUUAUAUUGCUUUAACUACUGGAUUGACAGCAAAUUUUACAAGACCUUCGGACUAUAAUGUGACACACGCUUUUGAAUACGUACUCUAUCGUUACUCAACCUACUAUAUCAUGCCUUAUUUUGCCAGUGUGCUAGAUACUUCUGUCAAUCAAUGGUUGAGCGUCAAUCUCAUAGGUAAUGGAGCGCCACCUCUAAGCUAUGGCGCCACAAGUCAGUACAAUCCCAGAACAGGUCUAGUUCACAUCUUUGGAGGAUAUGCUUUUGAUGUAACUGGCUCUGGCUACACGCUUCGAACAGUGUCCACGUUAGAUACAGCUAAAGGGCAGUGGUUUGAAAGAAGCAGCUUACCACCUAAUAUGGGUAAUGUGACAGUAAGAUAUCUUGCAUCUUCUGCCAUUGUGAAGGACAAGUAUUUUGUUACUCUUUUUGGAAUGACUGAACAAGCUACUAGUUUUCUAGACUCAAAUGAUAUUGAUGUACUACGUAUACCCAAAGAGCCAUCCAGUGGCGGCUACAAUUACUCUGAAUUUACCAUGGACUGGCUAGAUUCAGUAUUGCCGUCUGAUAAAAGUGUCAAUAGAAACGGACUUGAGGGAAAAUACAUUGUGGCUAUUGUCAUACCUGUCGUAUUUUGCUUCCUAGUUCUUCCAGGUUUGGUCUGGAAACGGUCUAAAUUUAAAAGAGGUGUAAAGAAAAUGGUCUUGUUUGCUUUAUGGGAUAAGAGAAACGGCGAGCCUUAUUGGACUGAAUUUGGAAGACUACUCUUUAAGCUAUUCUCUUUAUUGGUGAUUCUUGCCUAUUUGGUAUUUUCUAGUUCCAAUAUCAAGAACAGUAGUAUUUCUUCUAGUUCAAGUAGUGUUCCAGUCACUGAAAUGGAUUUUCCAGAUGUUCGAAUCUGUCUAGGUGGUUGGAUAAGUGAUGCGCAAAAUUCAACUUUAGUUAUGCCAGAUCUCACUUGCUCAGUCAUUGCAUCGAACAAUGGCACCAUUACUAGUUGCUCGGGCAUGAUUGAACCUUUAGAUAGCGCCAUUCAUUUACCUCUGUUUGUGGAUCAAAAGACAUAUGCCAAAUGCUUCUUGUUUCGAUCAGAUAGUGAAAAGUUUCGCUCAACAUCUACUUUACCCACCAUUUCCUUCCAGAUAUCAGGCAUCAUCAACUAUAAUAAUGAAGCUAUUUAUGUCAGCAUCUAUGACCCUAAAAACAAUCCAAAUCGCUACAUCUUUUUUGACGAACCCUUGCCAAGUCAGGCUACCGAUAAAAAAGACGUAGAGACAUGGGCUAUCAAUGACAACGAUAUCAGUGAUGUCGAGAACACCUUCUCUUUCUAUGCUGAAUCAAGUGCCUCUGUUAAAUACAAGCUAACAGAAUACAAAAAAGUAGAUUCGACCGUGGGUUGGAACUACCUUGGUGGAUUUUUUCCUCGCUAUCUUACCAUGAACAAAUUGAGUACACAGCAUAGUAUUCCUACAGCUAAAAACUCCUUUCUGGCAGGUCCAGGGUCUACUAAACAUCAAUUAUCUGAAAUUUUGAUAUCUCCUCUUGUAUUUGAACAAGAAACUGUGACAGAAAAGAGAAAUAAUACUGUGUUGGGUGCUUUAGACCAUCUUCACCCUGGGGACUAGUGCAUUGGAUGACGAGUAACCAACAAAGUGCUUUAUUAUCUCAGACAUUGGACGAUCAAUUACUUUACUCCAAAGGCGACAAAGAAAUGACGGCUAUUCCAUUGUCUGAACCAGUGCAUGAACGC